AUGUCUCUGGAAGAAAAAUACGAUGCUGCUCUCAACCUUUUGCGCAGACUAGAUCCUAGACACGUGGAGAAGAAUCUCAAUUCCAUCUGUGCUUUGCUCCAGCACGACAACUCUGACGAGGGACAAGAGUUGGCCCAAGACUUGUUGUCUGCUGUGGAUACGCCCUUAAAAUUAGCAAAAUGUGAAGAAACUGGCAAACAGUAUUUGUGUUGUGACUACAACAGGGAUGGUGAUUCGUACAGAUCCCCGUUUUCCAAUAAGUACUACCCUCCAACUGGAGACGACGAGUCUCCAUUCCCUUCGCCUGUAUUGAGAGAGUUGGAGAUCAAGGCUAAUGAGAGCUUUGACAUCUACAGAGACUUGUACUAUGAGAAUGGUGGCUAUUCAUCUGUGUAUUUGUGGGACACAGCAGAAGAUGAGGCUGCCGAUAGUUUGAAGGAAGGAUUUGCAGGUGUUGUGUUGUUUAAGAAGGAGACCGAGGAUAAAUUGGCCAAGUGGGACUCAAUUCAUGUCUUUGAGAUUAUUCCCGAAACUUCGACUCUGGCUACGUAUAAGAUCACUUCCUCUGUCAUUUUGGAUUUGCUGAGCCAGAGAUCGUCGGAAAAGGACCUUUCUUUGGCUGGCACCAUGACAAGACAGUUGGAAUCGACGCAGACUCUCAGCACCGAAGGUGGCUCGCUUGAGUGGGCCCAUUUAGUCAACUUGGGCCAACAGGUGGAGAAAUCCGAGUAUAAUAUCCGUAACUUGCUUCAGGAAGUCUACUUCGAUAAAUUGAAGAACGUCUUGUUAAAGGACUUGAGAUCUCUUGGUGAUGUCUCCGAAAAGCAGUUGGAGAAUGCUAAGCACUCGGAGAUCGUGAAAGGUUUGGAAGGCAGGUAA
This is a messenger RNA of Candidozyma auris, 879 nucleotides long. Its product is annotated as F-actin-capping protein subunit beta. The transcript has a single exon. Gene Ontology annotation, cellular component: F-actin capping protein complex; cytoplasm; actin cortical patch. Gene Ontology annotation, biological process: cell morphogenesis; actin cytoskeleton organization; barbed-end actin filament capping. Gene Ontology annotation, molecular function: actin filament binding. The record is from RefSeq and is a predicted model, not a curated record. Lineage: Eukaryota; Fungi; Ascomycota; Pichiomycetes; Serinales; Metschnikowiaceae. The coding region runs from base 1 to 879 and encodes 292 amino acids.